UUUGACAUGUAUUCUCCAGCAUGCUUUUAUGCUUUUCUACACAGGAUCUAAACACUGGCAAAUAUGAGUAUACUGUACAUUUAGUAGUUAAUAUUGUGUAAAGAAGAAUUAUUUUAUCUGUAGCAUGUCAUCAUGAACUUGCCUGGCCACUCUCCUCUGACCUCUCUUAUAAACGUUACUUUUUACGCCACCAUGCUUUCUAAACUCUGGUGACUCUUGUGUGUGGCAAUCCAAGAUCACCCUCUAAAAAUUCUUAAAGAACCUGUUAUGUGAAUAAUAAUUGAAAUGCUUAUCUGUAUCUGCAUGAUUUUAUGCAUUGCACUGCUGCCACAUGAAUAAGAUUAGUUCUUUUUCCAAUAAAUACUGCAGUAGGAAAUGAGAUCUGGCAAUCUGGGUGCUUUGAUUAGCCUAAUGCAAAAUUCAUGCAAAUGUUAUUUUUCUUAAAAGAAAAUCUGUAAGUAGGUCAGAACUUGGCCAUGGCUCUAGUAAGUAACUGCUGUAAGCUUCUUCACUGAAAGGAAAUUAAAGUCCAUCAUCCUUCGUCCUCUGCCAGCAGAACCACUUUUUGUAAACCAUAUAUGGCCACAGCAGGUGAUGGACUAUUUCCAAACACAUGCAGUUUCUGCACGCUGCUUGUCUGGGUCAUUAUCUUCAAAUCUAAGAAGAUGUCUGCAUUGACAAUGAAGCAAUAGAAUAUAUAUAUUGUAUAUUGUAACGUCCGGGACCCCUGCCCUAUGCAGGGCUCGAACCCGGAUGCCCAUGGUGUGUGUGCACACACCAGCACGUGGUGGAAUGAGACCCAUUCGCAGGAUUCAGUGAAGCACUGCUUUUAUUACAUUUAAGACAUGACAUAGGGAAACAAACGUAACACAAUACAUGGCGUGAUUAACAAAACAAAAGGAGAACAAAACCUAGAUCUUAACUUGGGCAUGGAACAAACAAAAACCAUGGUACAGGUAACAAUCAUGGACAAGGACACAAACACAAGGAUCCCUAUUUAUAGGGAUAGACAUUAGGGCUUAUGGGAUACAGGUGACACAAUCAGGAUUAGAACAAUGGGAAGGGCGUAACACAAAAGACACACAAAGAAGCAGGCUUCCAAGGUUCACCUGCCAGCGCCCUUUCUGGGCCUGGCAGGGAACUGUCCAGCUGUUCCUGACAUAUAUCCACUGUAACUGCCACAGGUUCCUUGCGAAAGUUAAUGAGGACACCUCAGUAGUGUCUUGUUCAAAUCUGGUACACUGUGGCAUAUUGUACUGUGCCUUCAUACUCAGCAAAAGAAUCAAAUCCUACACAUAUAUGGCCCUUUUUCUGUGAAUGGUAAACACCAAAUAUGGGCAAGUACCAACAUUCCUGUUGUGCGUGUGGUGCAUGGGUGGUGCAAGUUCAGCUUGGUCAGAAUCAAACAUUGUCCUCAUGAAUUUGAAGAAAUGUUUUUUUUUUUCCUGUGCAGAGUGCAUCAUAGAGAUUCAAAGCAUUUGGUGGCAUGACACCUGUUCAUAGAAGCAGUUAUGGCAAUGGUGAUUAGAAGACAGCAAACCCAACACUGUACUGUCAAACCUUUCUUUAACAUAUAUGGUACUAGUACAUGGUGAAAGGAGCAAAUGUAUCAUUCCACAGGGGUUGACAGUUUUGAAAUAUGGAUGGUGUCUAGCAUUCUCUGGUGAUGGUAUGUCAGACUUGUCAUCUGAAAGCUAGUCACUUUCAAUUAAAAUACAGUAGAAGAUUUGAGAUUUACCAUUAAAUAAUUCCACAACAAAGUUACUUGCAUGUCUCUCUCUCAACUAGACGGGGAAAAUGUUAUAUUAACAACUCUUGGAUUAUAAUUGAAUUAUUUUUGGAUUAUACUUUAGCCUGAUCACUGACCAAUGCUAGAAAGACUGAAAAUGAGGUAAGGCAAAACACAGUAGAUUUAUCACCUCACUCUAGAAAAGUAAAAAUGGAAGUUCUGACAGACAGCCAAAAGAGGACCCCAAAGCCCACAGAAAAGCCUUUGGUCCUUAACCUGAAUAGGCUCAAGCAUGAAAGAAAAGGCAAAAGGAAGGAUAUUUUCUAAAGGAAGAUGAACUAAAAAUUGGGUUAGUUUAAGAGAAAGAAUUAAUGUGGAAAUAUUAAUAAUUAAUAAAUUAAUUAAUAACUAAUCUGGGAUCUUUCUUCAGGAAGAUGAAGCUAGAAGAAAGGACCGGAUGAUUUGGUACAAUCCCAUAUUUGUGGAGUUUGCAAAUCAUCGUCAUUCAUCACCAGCUCUGCUUGUUUGAUAGAUAGGAAAUUAGGCUGGAAGAUGCACAUUUAAAAAUCCGGAAAGAGCAACCGGAACAAAAACUUGGAUCAGAGUUUGGCAAGCUAAAGAAUACGAAUGCUGUCAAGAUCAAACUAUCAAAAUAGGUUAUACUAUUUUGAACUAUUCACAAGUGGAUAACCUUAUGACUUAGCAUAGGAAACCUGAGAAAGGCUGCCAGGAGGGUAGGAAGCUGAUUCAGCUUGCCACGGCCUACAUGUUUAUAUAUACAUAUCUACACUUGGUUUCUAUUAGGGUGUAGAAAUAUAACAUACGAUAUCCAUAUCAAAUGUUAUAUUUCUACACCCUAAUAGAAACCAAGUGUAUGCUGUAUAUUUAAUGCUUUACUGUCUUCUGCUCUAAUGAAGAUGAAUGAGGUGGACAGUCCAAAUAACAUGAAUAUUGUCAUCUCAAAACUUCCCUAUAAACUGAUAGCAGCUGUGAAAUCAAGCCUUUAAAAUACAAGAAGAGACCAGAUGAAAAGCCAAGUUUUCUGGUAGACUUCAUCAACUGGCAAUAGAUUCGCUGUUUGGAGAAAAGGGGAAGUCUAAGAUGAACAUUAACCCUAAAAGAAGCAGUUUUGCUACAAAUGUCUCUGCUGUAAGAGAAUACAGUGUUCAAGAUCUUUGUUAGAAGAGACCCAGUUUGGUCAAACCAGCUGAUGAGGAGCCAUACCUUGGAUUCCUGUAGCAAGAAAAGAGUUUAGACUCCUAACAAUAGAAUUAAAAUUUUGAGGUCAAUAAGUCUCUCCAUUGGAUGCCUCUUUCAAGGUCACCUAUGUGACCACUGCAGAAACAGAAUGCAAUGCCAAGAGUGUCCUGCAAAGAACUCAAAUGUCCUUCUUGUAGUGAAGAACGAUCCUGUCACACCUGAAAAGAAUGAAAUUUACCAGUAAAGUUGGGUACUGAAGAACAUGUUCUAAUCGUAGUACCAGUGAAAUGAACAAACAAGUGAAAAAGGCUUUAUUUCAGGAGGCAUCAUUUCAAGAGGCAUUCUUUCAGCAAAUGGUGGGCCACCAGUUACUCAGUCAGUUGCAUAUCAGUAUGGUAAAUCAACAGUCUGCUGGUUCAGCAAUACAACACCAGAAAGAAGAUGCGAUGAAAGAGCUAAGAUGUCACAUGAAAAUUAUCAUUUACUACAUUCAGUUAAGGAAUCAGCCCAGCUAGUCGAUGGUCACUGUUAUUGUUAGUCUAUAGGUGAACAAGAGAAUGCUUCAGAUAAAUCCUGACUUCUACAGCAAGUACAACAGAUUGCACCAAAGUAGCUGAAGAGAAGUUGGACUGCAGCGAUGGGAGAGUGUGGUUCAUUCCCCAUCCUGAAGUUUACCAUCUCAGAUUGCACUGCUGGCUAUCAGGGUGUAUCUCUGUCAGUUACUGCAGGGACCAGACCUCAGAAACACUCUGAUCAGUGUCCUGACAAGGUUCAGGAAGGAACCAGUAAGCAGGAGGGCAAACACUAAAUCCAUGUUUUCCGGAGUGCCUAAUAAGAAGAGAUUUGUUGGGUCUUUGUUUGUUUAAGACUUCUGCUAAAGAGAUAGGGAAAAUAUGAAAUAUAAGGAAGCACAAAAGACACCGGUCUCCACACACACAGGGUUCUAUAAUCAUAUUUUGCAUAACGUUUACAUUACUCUACUGUAAGCACUUGGGAGUGUGAGAUUUUACUUGCUUCUAUGUAUACAUCAGUCACUUUAUUAAGAACACCAUACUAAUGCUACUAAUGAGUAGGAUCUUUUCGUUUGAGAACAUUCUUUUGAGAUUCUGUCCAUAUAGACAUAAUUGCAUCACAUAAUUGAAAGAAAAUAUUUUUCACAUUAUUAUACCACCUGAUUUAUGAUGCUGAUGGCAGUUUCAUGUCACAACAGAAAUCACGGUUCAUCAGAUCAGCCAACAGUUGUUACAGUGAGUAACAACUGUACACACUUUGUACAGUUUCAGUGAGUCCAUGGUCACUGUAGCCUCAGAUGCCUGUUCUUGGCUGACAAACAGGAGAAGCUAAUUUGGUUGUAGCUUGUCUGCAUUCACUUGGACAUGUUGUAUGUUUCAAAAUGCUUUUCACCUCACCACAGUUGUAAAGAAUUAUCGUUACUUUAACCUUUCUGUCAGCUCAAACCAAGGUGUUUGUUUUUUCACUAUUCUCUGUAAACUCUGGAGAAAACAACUAUGCCAUCAUCAGUAAGAUAACCACAAUUUCAUCAUGCUGAUGGUUGGUACUGACUGAAUCUCUUAUCUGUACCAGCAUGACUUUAUGCAUUACACUGCUGCCACAUGAAUGAGCUUAGUUCUUAUUCCAACACAUCCUGCUGAAGCAAAUAACUUGAACUUUGAUUUGCCUAAUGUAUAAUUACUAAAAUGCUAUAUAUUUAUAUAUAUAUAUAUAUUUCUGUAUAUAUAAAACCUAAACAGAAGCUUAUUGCAUCAUUUGUUUUUAAAACUUAUUAGACUGUCGUCUUAUGUAAACUUAUUUGCAUUUGUUAAAAAAAAAAGUGCAUUUGCCUUUUAAAUUACAUAAUCAUUUAGCGAAACACCAAUGGACAGCUCACAGCUGCACAGAGUUGACCUUCUGAUAUACAUCAAGCAAGGUAAGAAAUCUCUCUAAACUUGGCUAAUUUGGCUUAAUACGGUAUAUUUUUGCUAUAUGAUGUACUAAUAAUCACAUACAUCAAAAGUCUGUUUCUUAACCGGUGAAUGCUACAUUGCUUCCUGAACUGGCUAUUCCACUUUUUUCCUUAAGUGUGGUUGUAUAUAAGUUGUUGUAUUUCCAUUUGUACAGAAAAUGGAGAAGUCACAAAGGCUCAUGCUCCUUUUUUUAGGGAUAUACAUUUUCUUAAUGCAGUGGAUACUGACCCAUCAGCAAGUCAAUGUGGCCUUAGGAGGAAUAGCAACACAAUCUUCUGUACACGCUUCCUGUACUGGUUCCUUUGCUAUUGAUGGUAACAGAGAAUCUAACGCGAUUUUCUACCCAUGUGCACAUACAAAUGCUGAUUAUAAUCCAUGGUGGAGAGUGGAUUUGUUGGCAGUGUAUGACAUUAGCAAUGUAAUCAUCACUAACAGAGGUGACUGCUGUUCAGAACGGAUAAAUGGUGCUGAGAUCCACAUUGGCAAUUCCUUAAUCAACAACGGCAACAAUAAUUCCAGAUGUGCCAUUAUCCUUAGUAUUGCUGCUGGUGCCUAUGCAAGCUACAACUGCAAUAUGCGGGGUCGUUAUGUGAACAUCAUCAUUCCCAAUGUUACCCAGUACCUCACGCUCUGUGAAGUUGAAGUCUAUGGAGGUCAAAUUCAAUUCAUAAAUUAAAUAAAUUCAAUAAAAAUAUAAUUUAAUGAAAUAUGUU
This is a messenger RNA of Hemibagrus wyckioides, 5606 nucleotides long. RefSeq names its product fucolectin-like. The transcript has 4 exons. Bases 5051 to 5569 code for a protein of 172 amino acids. The record is from RefSeq and is a predicted model, not a curated record. Lineage: Eukaryota; Metazoa; Chordata; Actinopteri; Siluriformes; Bagridae.